UCCCCUCUUCCCCGGCUCAGCCUUUUAAGAGCGCGCGAGCCGCUUUUCCCGGGGACAGCCGAGCCGAGCAGAGCCGAGCCGAGCCAGCCGGGCAGGCGCGCGUGCGCCUCUGCCCGCCCGCGCCCAGCUCCCUCGCCCCGACGACGCACGCCAGCCGCCGGUCGCCCCGCGCGGAGUUGCGAGUGCUGCGCCUCUGCCCCGGCUCCCACCACGGCCUGGCUGCUGCUGCCCGGCACUUUCUCUUGCUCUGCGCGGCCGAGAACAACUUGCCGCCGCUGGGCCGAGCGCUCCUGCCGCCGCGCCCCGAUGCUGAGCCGCCCCGCCGCCGCCGCCCAGUAAGCCGGCCGGCGGCAUGCUGGUGCUGCCCGUCUUAGCCGCGGGGCUGGCCCUCAGCUGGUGGGGGGCGGCAGCAGGAGCCGCCGCCGCCGCGGGGGGAGCCCAGCAGGAGAGCCCCCCGGGGAGCCGCUUCGUCUGCACCUCGCUGCCGCUGGACGCCGCCGCCAGCCCGGGCUGCCCGCUGCCCCCGGUCCCCAUGCAAGGAGGCGGCGGGCUGCUGCCCCCCGAGGAGGAGCUGAAGGCCACCGUCUUGCAGCUGCGGGAGACCAUCCUGCAGCAGAAGGAGACCAUCGGCAACCAGCGGGAGGCCAUCCGCGAGCUGACCGCCAAGCUGGCCCGCUGCGAGAGCGCCCCGGCGGGCCCCGACGGCAAGGGCGGCACGUGGCGGAAGGAGGGGGGCAAAGGCAAGGACACCAUGGGCGACCUGCCCCGGGACCCCGGGCAGAUCAUCGACCAGCUCAGCCGCACCAUGCAGGCCCUCAAGGACCGGCUGGAGAACCUGGAGCACCAGCUCCGUGCCAACGUGUCUUAUGCAGCCCUGCCUAACGAUCUCCGAGUGAUGCUUCAGAGGCGCCUGGAAGAUCUGGAGCGCCAGCUUCUAAGCAAAGUGGCCGAACUGGAGACCGAGAAAACGCUGCUUCAUAAUGAGACGUCCACCCAUCGGCAAAGGACCGAGGCAGCACUGAAUGCACUGCUUGAAAGGGUUUCUGAGCUGGAAAGAGGUACCAGCGCCUUUAAAUCGCCAGAUGAAUUUAAGGUCUCCCUUCCUCUCCGCACCAAUUACUUGUACGGGAAGAUCAAGAAGACACUUCCAGAGCUGUACGCCUUCACCGUGUGCUUGUGGCUGAAGUCCAGCGCCACACCCGGAAUAGGAACACCCUUCUCCUAUGCAGUCCCUGGACAAGCCAACGAAGUCGUGCUGAUUGAAUGGGGCAACAACCCCAUUGAACUUCUGAUUAAUGACAAGGUUGCCCAGCUCCCACUCUUCAUCAGCGAUGGGAAAUGGCACCACAUCUGUGUCACGUGGACGACGAGGGAUGGCAUGUGGGAGGCUUUCCAGGAUGGGGAGAAACUUGGCACCGGUGACAAUCUAGCUCCUUGGCACCCCAUUAAGCCGGGAGGGGUCCUGAUCCUUGGUCAGGAGCAGGAUACUGUUGGAGGAAGAUUUGAUGCUACCCAAGCUUUCGUUGGAGAGAUGAGCCAGUUCAAUAUAUGGGACAGAGUCUUAAAGCCAGAAGACAUCAUGAAUAUUGCUAACUGCUCCACCAACAUGCCCGGGAACAUCAUCCCGUGGGUUGACAACAAUGUGGAUGUCUUUGGAGGUGCAGCUAAAUGGCCCGUGGAGACGUGUGAAGAGCGCCUGCUAGAUUUAUAGCCAUGACCAUUUCUCAUUGAAGUGCCCCGUUUUUAUCAAGACAAUCUCUCAUGAGGUCUGAUGCUCUUACUUCCCUCCUUAUUCCCCUGAGUGAUCAUUAUUUUUGAUAGCUCCUUAGUCAACCGCCAGAGUGUACACGUCCAUGGGACACAAUUCUCCAGAGACAUCAAGCCCCGUUGAAGGAAAGGAGCGACAUAUACGUUCAUCCUGUUGCUCUUGUUCACCGUUUCCGCCUUUUGAUGGGGAUUCUGGGCAAGUCCUUCUCGGAGAAUUCUGUCCGUGGUUUGCAGGCCGCUGGCACAAAUUUCAAAAACGGUCACCCUUUCUGAUGUGAGUGGUCUUUCACACCUUAGGGCAGAUCCAAAGUGCAUUGUGACGACGGCUGGAAAGCAUCCCCUUCCGUUUCAAUUGGCUUUGGAUCGGCACCUCAGAGCAACAGUCCAGGCCCUGUGAAGAUAGUGUAUCCCUCUCUAGAGACAGAAUGCACCCCUUCUAACAACACAUGGUGUCAAAUAAAGCACAAACGUCGUAGGGGGGGUUAGGUCUAAGGGCUUACACAUGAUCAGCUGUUGCAGGGGAUUAGAAACCCCACUCGAGGUUGGGACUGGCAAUCUCAUGUUUGCCGCUUAACUUGAAUGCAGGGGGAAAGCAGGGAAGGAGGGCUUAACCCUUCCUCUAUCCAUCACUUCCCCCCUUCAACACCCCCCUUCAGGUGCUUCCCCUCAGGCUUCUUUCUGGUUCUGGAGCUUGGUUAGCUCGGAUAGCAAUCAGGGAUAUGGGCUUGGGAAGAAGCUGUGAGCAGGGGGAUGAUGAAUCCCUUCUCCCCUGCGGAUGCAUCUUGGGCCUGUAUUCAUAUUGAGGUGGCAAACUCAAAAGUUGGGAAAUCUGUGUGCACUGCAUAGUAUCUAGUCCCAGUCUAGGUGAGGGCUGAUUUGAAGGUACUCAGUACACAUACAGGCCAGUGUCUCCGAAUCAGAGAGUCUCAAUUUUGUCCCCUCCAGUAGCUUCCAUUUCCCAUGGGCCACCCAGGUGAAAUUUCCCUCCUAGGUCUGUGGACAAUUCUGCAGGAGAGAGCAGAUGGGGCCCUGUUGUCUCAUGGAUGUGAAAGCACAAGGGGAAUGUGGAUCGCAGGUCCGCCAUGAGUAUAUACCGGCGAUCAGAGGGAGGGACUUAUCAGCAAGCACAGUCACCGGAAGGGUUUUGAUAGCACGCCAGGCUGAUUCAGACACGCAGAAACAAUAGGUUGUACACUCCUCCCUGAAAGGCAGUCAGCUUCACACUAGGCACAGAUAUUGGAAGACUUUCCUAUCGCAGGAACUCCCUGCCUGCAGAAAGCUAGCUUCUCAGGGGGAACCUUUUAGCUGAGUAUUCUCUCCUCAUGUUAGCCCUCCAUGGGUAGGAAGGCUUUUUGCUCUGCUGGAGGGGUUACUCAAACAUCUGACCCCCUCCCAUCAUGCACUCCUGCAGUUUGAAAUAAUCUGGGCACGAAAGGUCUACACCACAUGCUAAGCCCGUUCACAGGACCAUUUGGGGGUUGGGUAGGAGCACAGGGAAGCUCCCACCCCAUCAGCAGAGAUGAGCAGCCCCUCCAUUCGGGUCCACAAGCCCAGCCAACACACAAACUAGGCAGCUGCUGGGCAUAUUGUUGAAUACGACAGCAGUAAGCCCUGCCGGCCAUGGAAGGUCCUCCAGGACUGCUUCUGGCUUCCCAGCAUGCUUUGUGUUGCCAGCAGAAUGGAAGUGGAAUGUCUUCCUGGGCGGCUGCUCUGGCCGCAGAACUCUAUGAUCACGCUGUGGUGGAGGGCCGACAUGGUGCUAACCAUGUAGAAGAAGCAUGCGAGUUCUCCUAAGCAGAGAAUCAGGGUAGCAGGACUCUCCUCUCCUCCACUCUUGGUCAACAGUUGAGUACAAAAGCUGGGAAGCCCUGCCUGGGUAGCAACCUGGGCUGGAGGGAUCUGUGUGGGUUCUGAUGACCACGCAGAGCUAGGUAGCCUGCCUCCUACCCUGGUUCUAACAGUUGUGUGAACCAGCCUGCUAUUUCUGCACUUUUGAAUUGACCCUCUAUAGCCUGCAUAUCAAUGAGCAAGGUGUGAAUGAAAAGUGAAGAUACCCUGAUUUAGUGAUAGAGAUGUGAAGGCCUGGGGGGAAAAGGGGGGGGGGACACAAUCCCCCUGUGUAGUUCCUGGUCUUUUUCUGUUUCCUCCCAGCUGUUUCCCCAGGCCUUGACAUCUCUAUUCCGUGACCUCCUCUGACCCGUGUUCAGGGUUUUUUCACUAAAAAAAGUGAUUAAAGCAAUAUUGGACAUGUCCCUCCACUCUCCUGCUUCAGCGCUAACCGCUAGCAGUUACCCCCAAGCCUGGAGGUGGUACCUACAGAUCAUGGAAAUUCCAAACCUUUGCUAAUAAGAUUUACUCUUCCCUCUACCUGAAUGCCAGUCCUACGUUUGGUAGCUCUUUCUUUAAAGGAGCACUUUUCAAAAAACAUUAUAAAAACCUUGUCUUAAGACUGCAUCGUCAAGGCCCUUAAAGAGCAAGAUAUGCACUAAAUACAUUGCUAACCAUGUUGCUGGAUGGUGAAGAGUCCGGCAACGUACGUGUGUGUGUGUGUGUGUGAUAUAAGCACCUGCAUUCCUUUUUAAAAUGAACCUGGGUGCAGGUCCCUGGAAUGUGUGGUACUAAUAGGGAAUGUCCUGCCAUACCCAUGUUCAAUGUAAUUUGUGAACGACUGUACCUGGGUAUAGAUCUGUACUUGUGCGCGCUCAUUGUACGAGUGUUCGACAUAACAUGUGAAUAGGAAAGGAGAGCUGGUCUUGUGUAGCAAACAUGAAUUGUCCCAUUUGCUAAGCAGGGUCCACCCUGGUUUGCAUUUGAAUGGGAGACUACAUGUGAGCAUCCUUAGAAGAUGGGGCCACUCUGGGAAGAGCGCCUGCAUGCUUGCAUGCAGAAUGUUCUGAGUUCCCUUCCCAGCAAUAUCUCCAAGAUAGGGCUGAGAGAGAUUCCAGCUUGCAACCUUGGAGCUGCUGCUGCCAGUCUGUGGAGACAAUACUGAUCUAAAUGGACCAAUGGUCUGACUCAGUAUAUGGCAGCUUCCUAUGUUCCAAUGAAUGGGGCGUGUGCUGCUCAAGUGGUGAGUUCAAUGGCUCUAGCCAAGUUUAGCUAGCAGAGGAUCUGACCAAAGUCUGUCAAUUUCAUUUAAAUUUGUCCAGUGCAGUUUGGUAGUUGUAGGGGCUAAGAGUUACUGAUAGUAUGUAUGUUCCGUGCUGGCUGAUGAAUGUACUGAAACAGGGAUGUUUACGAAAUGGAUACUGUAUUCUGUUUCGAGCUUGAAACAAAACGCAAAAUGGCCAAAACGUUUUGUCAAAACAGCAGCCGAGCCGGCAGUUUCGAUGAAACAAACUCAAAACAUUUUGAGUGUUUCGACCAUAGGGAACAAUGUGGAAACUCAGAAGACCCCAUUGAUCCCCAUGGGUAGCUCCUAGGGACACCAAGAUGAGUUGGGUGUUAGGACAUAAUGGGUGCUACCUACCACCCACCCAACCCACCCACAAAAGCAUUGGGCAAGCAGAUUUUAAACAUUUUUAAAAAACCUUUUCCCCAAACCCUCAUAGGAUCAUACAUUUUUAACAGCCUAUCAUAGGCUAGGAUCCCUACAUUUUGAAAUGCCAUCCUUUUGGGUUCCCCCUCCCUCUUCCCUCCCUCCAGCCAAUGGGGGCACAGUGGCCCAUGACCACACUUGAUUUAUAUGAUAACAAGCCAACCAAGAAGCAAGGAGAUCACAAGCCAAUCGGAAGCCAGUGCCAGAAAACCAACCAGCAAGGGGCAAACAGGCCUCCAAAACGGCUCUGGAAAAGUUGAAACGUUUUGAUCGAAAUCGGGGUUGUUUGGCUCCAAGCUCAAAAUAGGCUCGAAAUGGCCCAUUUUGAUUCAAAACAUUUCACAGUCAAAACGUUCUGCACAUCCCUAUACUGAAAGUCAUUGCUGGGUUUGACUUGGAAAUGUUUACGACCCUUUAUUCACUAUGCAAUGGUUACUUUGACCCCUAGAGUGGCAGAUCUGUAGGGUUGCCAGUUGGCUGGAAAAGAAACAACGGGGUCUGUAAUUGGCUAACAGCAGCCUGGUGUUCAGGACUCAGCAAGGGAAGCUCUUUGCGGUGGAUAGGUACUGCUUUAAGGGCGAAGUUGGCUGGAAAGCCAGUUGAUUUGGGCGGUGGUGGGGAUCAGUACAUGUGAGUUCAAAUUACCACCGGGUGACGAUGGGGAUGGGGUUGAGUAUCUGCUUUGCAUGCAGAAGUUCCCAGGCGCUAUCCUCCAUGUAGGACUGGGAGAGACUCCUGCCUGAAACCUUGGAGAGCCUCUGCCAGCCAGUGUAGACAAUACUGAGCUAGAUGGACUCACUAUAAGCUUCCUAUGUUCCAGGUUAGUGGGAUGGUUUCUUCAGGCAAGGCUGGGAAAGACACCUGCCUGAAACCUUAUAAAGCCACUGCCAGUCAGUGUAGACAGUACUGAGCUGGAUGGAACAACAUUCUAAUGUGCACAGAUGUCUCUUUCUCUCUCUGUCCAGUCGUGUCUAACUCUCAGUCACUCUAUGGAUCACUGCACUCCAUGCCAUCCUAUCUCGGACAGCUUCCUUUAAGUCCACCAUGGUCAUUCCAGUGUCAUUUUUUAUAAUAUCCAGCCACUGAGUACAAGGCCGUCCCCAUCUCCUCUGCUUUUAAUGCUGUGCAUCAUUAAAGGCAGAGUAACAAUGGCCUGCUGAAAAUGUGGCAACCCUCUCCACCUUACUGAACCUCUGCUCCCUUCACCGCUCUCCUCUCCUCCACAAAUCUCCUCUUCUCACAACUUGCUACAGGAAGGAAGGGUGUGCAAAACGAACUGGCCAGACAUAUUACCAGGUAAAGACCGAAAGGAAAAAGUAAAGGUAAAGUGUGCCGUCGAGUCGGUGUCGAUUCGGUGUCGACCACAGAGCCCUGUGGUUUUCUUUUGGUAGAAUACAGGAGGGGUUGACCAUUGCCUUCUCCCACAUAGUAUGAGAAGAUGCCUUUCAGCAUCUUCCUAUAUUGCUGCUGCCCAGUAUAGUACCAGCGGGGAUUCGAACCAUCAACCUUCUGCUUGCUAGUCAAGCAUUUCCCCACUGCGCCACUUAAGGUGGACCUGGCAACCUCAAUUCUGUCUCGCCCAGCUUUGCUGCAGUGCGAACCUCCCUCUGUAUCUUCAGACCAGGCCCUAGCCACUCCUGUUUUUCUUUAAAACCGAUACAAAAUGUUUUUGUUUUUGUUUCUGAAGGGGGUCGUAAUUUCUUUUCCUUGAAAAGGCCUUUAAUGAGUAUGUGCCAAAGUUUGUUUGUGUGUGUGUGUUUUGUUUUCUGCUUGCUAAGAAACACUGGGCCCCAUUCAGUGGGAAGUUCUUCUGCAAAAGGCGUACAGAAAUGAAUGGAACACAGUUGAGCUGUCAUAAAGCCUCUCAUUUGUGUCAAUGGGGAACUUUUUUAUAAUGUACAGGAGAAUUUAUGUACAUAGUAUUGUCCCUAAGCCAGGCAAUUUUUGGCCAUUGAUACCAUCUUGGGACAAAUGCUCAUAGUGAUAUUUGGCAAUGCCUACUCCUCUAGAGAUGGAAAAUGGGUGCAUUCUCUGUGUUAUCACCUCCUCUUUAUCCCAACCCCUAAACAAUUAGGGUAAAAUUGCAGUUGUUUUUGUACAGAGAAAAGGGUUAGAGUAAGGACAAACAAAUAAUUGUAGUCUCUCCAUGGAGAGGACAUUAGAACAUAAGAGCAGCCCUGCUGGAUCAGGCCCAAGGAGGCCCACCUAGUCCAGCAUCCUGUUUCACACAGUGGUCCACCAGAUGCCUCUGGGGAGUCCACAGGCGAGAGGGAUGUGCACGCCCUCUCUCCUGCUGUUGCUCCCCUGCAACUGGUAAUUAGAGGCAUCUCACUUCUGAGGCUGGAGGUGGCCAAUAGCCCUCAGACUAGUAGCCAAUAAGAGACGUUCCUGCCAAUUUUCAUUUCCAUUCCUCUGACAACAUUGAUAAAAAUCUGUGUUUUAAAAACUUUUUAAAGCUUUAAAAACGCCAUUGGAAAUGUGGCCGCUGCAGGCCGGAUGUUCAGGACAAUAAAAGUACGAUAACACACUGAAAGCGAUGGGUCUUGCAAUGCUGUCAUCUCUUUUCCAUCUUUUGGAGUGUAGACCUUGCCAAAAAUCACAAGGAGCAUCCAUCCCACCAGGUGACCAUCCCAGCUGGCUCAUGUACUGAAAGGAAGUAAUCCUUUAAAAAAAAUGUAUGGUAGAACUUUAAGGUACAGGAGUGUAGGAGAACUUCCCAAUAAUUUGGCCUAUCAUUAGGCUCACCUCUCCUCAUUUUUAAAAAAUGUGUCUCUCUCUGUUAAAAAAAGACAUUUCUCCCAUGGUGGUCCUUUGUGCUUAUUGAAAGACAAGGGCACUGCUUUGCAGCUUUUCAGCUCCUCUUCUCCAUCAUGACUUCUGUAAACUCUGAACUGACUCUAAUGUUUUUGUUUUUUUAAAAAAUAUUAUUUUCUCAAUACCCUCGCAGAACUAGGUGAGAGUUUUCCUUUUUCGGCAUUUGGUGACUAUUUGGCUUGUGGUGCUCAGAGUUCUUACACGAUGUACUGGGUGGGGGAAAAUGCUGAUACUUUUCAUGAAUUUAGAGAAAAGUGAUUUUAAAGGGAGGGGAAAGGAGGGAAUUUGUAAUAUAUCAUAUUUUAUUUUUCAUAUGUUUGGAGCUCUGUUCUAGUGACUGUAUCAUUUGUAGGAGAAAGUUACAUAUUUCCAUUAAUAUGUAGUAAGAUGUUCUUUAAAAAAAAAGAGCCUAAAUUAAAAAAAAAUUGCACUGUAAAUGAAA
Messenger RNA from Hemicordylus capensis (graceful crag lizard), 8561 nucleotides. It is a transcript of the gene NPTX2, whose product is annotated as neuronal pentraxin 2. Lineage: Eukaryota; Metazoa; Chordata; Lepidosauria; Squamata; Cordylidae. The coding region runs from base 353 to 1711 and encodes 452 amino acids. The record is from RefSeq and is a predicted model, not a curated record. The transcript is spliced from 5 exons.